UCAUUUCUUCCUCGUUUGCAUCACGCACUCAUACUCUCUCUCUCUCUCUCUCUCUCUCUCUCUCUAUAUAUAUAUAUAGCGUGGAGAGGUUUCUCUACCAUAUUUCAUCUCUCUCACAUCACUCUCUGUCGUCCUCUCUCUAUGUAUACGUAUUUGUAUACGUCUAUAUAGACACACAAAUUUGGUUGUUUCUCUCUGGAAUCUGCGAGGGUUUGACGUAGGGGAUGAGGCUUUAGAUGAGGAAGAAUUGAGAUUCAAAUGUUACUGCAACAAAAAGGGGAUUGGAAUUCAAAUGCUUGGAUCUGCUGGUGGUCUUAUGGCCUCCAGCCUGAAGAAAUCUGUGGAAUUGUGUUUUGUAAGGAAUGCUGUUAGGUUGAAGUCAUCUUUUAUGGGGUAAGAAGUGGGGGAGAAAUGGUUUUGAAUUUCGGAUAUUUAAAUACAUGGAGGAGACACGAGAUGAUGCAGGGCCAGCAGAGCAAGGGCCUCCAAAUGCUUCAUGGUGGCCUUCAGAUUUCGUGGACAAAUUUGGAUCUGUUUCUUUGGGUUCCCAUGAAGAAACCUUGAGUAAUAUUGAAUCACCUAGAAGUCCGUACCAAGACGUGUUGUCAUCUCAGACAGCAUCACAAGUUCUAUGGCAAACUGGAAUGCUUUUGGAACCGAUUCCCAAUGGUUUCUAUUCUGUCAUUCCGGAUAAAAGGCUCAAGGAGAUCUUUGAUGAUAUUCCUACUCUUGAUGAACUUCAUGCAAUUGAGGCAGAGGGUGUGAAAGCUGAUGUCAUUCUUGUAGAUACUUCAAAAGACAAAAAGUUGUCCAUGCUGAAGCAACUGAUUGUGGCACUAGUGAAAGGAUUGAACUCAAAUCCAGCUGCAAUGAUAAAAAAGAUUGCUGGACUGGUUUCAGAUUUUUAUAAGCGGCCACCUGUGGAAAGUCCAGCAAAAGCUGCACUAGAAGAAACCUCCCACAUGUUUGAUAAUCGAGGAGUCCAACUUUUGGGGCAAAUAAAGCAUGGUUCAUGCCGUCCUAGAGCAAUCCUAUUCAAAGUUCUAGCAGAUACUGUAGGUCUUGAAAGUAGGCUAGUGGUGGGUCUUUCCAUUGAUGGGGCUGUUGAGUGUGUAGAUUCAUAUAAGCAUAUGUCUGUGAUAGUUGUGUUGAACUCUGUUGAACUAUUGGUCGACCUAAUGCGGAUCCCUGGCAAGCUGUUUCCCCGAUCAACCAAGGCAAUCUUUAUGACCCAUAUUUCUGCAGCAGGGGAGAGUGAUUCUGCAGAAAAUGAUUCCUGUGAUUCACCACUAGAACCAAACAGUCCCCUAUAUGGAUUUUCAGAGAGAAUGGAUCCUGACAGUGCUGAAAGAGAUGAGAGCCUUCAGUUCCGAGGGAGAUUUGAUGUGCCCUCGAAUGUGCAAGGUCCUUCAUUGCGAAAUAUGAUGUUGCGACCUAUCACUUCCAUUGAAAGAAAACUGAGUUUAUCACAUAGUGAACCCAACAUUGCAACUUCAUUUUGGCGCCGUAGUCGAAGAAAGGCCAUUGCUGAACAGCGGACUGCUAGUUCAAGUCCAGAGCAUCCUUCAUUUCGAGCACGUGGGCGGUCCAUGCUCAGUGGUGAUAGGAAAUCUUUUAGAGAUUAUGCUGAUGACAUGCCUACCUCAAGCUACAGGUCAGAUGGUACAUCAACAUCAGAAGCUCGUAGAUUAAGAAGAAGAAGCAUUAGUAUUACUCCAGAGAUUGGUGAUGAUAUCGUAAGGGCUGUACGGGCGAUGAAUGAAACAUUGAAGCAAAAUCGUCUUUUGAGAGAGCAGGGUGAUGAUGACAGAAACAUUACUUCUGGUCUUCAGAAAAAUGACCAAAUCAGUUCUCAAAAAGCAAUAUCGUUACCUUCAUCACCACAUCAAUAUAGGAGUCAAACGUCUGAGAGAAUUGGACCAUCUGAAUUCACGAGAAAUGAUGAAUUGGUCUUAACAUGGAACAGAAUUCUUGAGUCCGCCACGUGUGGUAAUAAACCUCUAUUGCCUUAUCAGGAAUGGAAUAUUGAUUUCUCAGAAUUGACUGUUGGAACUCGUGUUGGAAUUGGGUUCUUUGGAGAAGUCUUUCGAGGUGUUUGGAAUGGAACAGAUGUUGCAAUAAAGGUUUUCUUAGAGCAAGAUCUAACUACUGAAAACAUGGAAGACUUCUGCAAUGAGAUAUCCAUUCUUAGCCGUCUUCGGCAUCCAAAUGUUAUUUUAUUUCUAGGUGCAUGCACAAAGCCUCCACACUUAUCAAUGGUUACAGAAUACAUGGAGAUGGGAUCCUUGUAUUAUUUGAUUCAUUUAAGUGGCCAGAAGAAGAAGCUUAGCUGGCGAAAGAGACUAAAAAUGUUGCGUGACAUAUGCAGGGGGUUGAUGUGCAUGCACCGGAUGAAGAUAGUUCACCGCGAUUUAAAAAGUGCAAACUGUCUCGUGAAUAAGCAUUGGACUGUCAAGAUCUGUGAUUUUGGGCUCUCAAGAAUAAUGAACGAGACAAACAUGAAGGACUCCUCGUCUGCCGGAACUCCGGAAUGGAUGGCACCUGAACUUAUUCGAAAUGAACCCUUCACCGAAAAAUGUGAUAUUUUCAGCCUUGGGGUGAUAAUGUGGGAGCUCUGCACUCUAAAUAGACCGUGGGAAGGCAUUCCACCGGAGAGGGUAGUUUAUGUUGUUGCCAAUGAGGGUUCCCGAUUGGAAAUUCCGGACGGUCCACUGGGCAGGCUUAUUUCGGAUUGUUGGACAGAACCGGAUGAUCGGCCAAGCUGUGAGGAGAUACUCUCCCGCUUGUUAGACUGCGAAUACUCACUUUGCUGAUACAAUCUUUGUUUCUUGUGUAUAGAAAACAUGGUAGAGGUGUUACAUUGUAUUCUCGGCUCAAGGUUGUAUUCUGCUGUCAAUUUCUCAAUCAUUGUAAAAUCAUAAAUUUGGUUUUUUUUUCCUUUUUAUGUCCUCCGUUUUGCAUCUUCCUCCAAUGUUGCUGCGACUCAGCUUUUUUAUGCAAUCAAAAAACAAAUUAGUUUGUUGACAAGCUUGGAUUUUGGCUUUUAUUCUUGUUACUUCUGUUAUCUGCAACCAUAAACAGCAGGAAAAACGACGACAAAGGAAAGUAUUAUUUGAUGGAAAAUUCAAAAUGACAAAACAGGCACGAACAAGAUGUUCAGAACUCUUACAUUCCUCUUACAACUAUUUUUUUUUAUCACAUUAGUUUCAUCUUCAGUCAAGGAUAGGCCGCCUGUUGAGUGCUUCUUCAAAGCGACGGCACGAAUCCACCCUCAUCUCUGUACUCAUUUCGUUUUCUGGUGCCGGAUAGUAAUCCUCCCUCAGCUGCACAUCCCUCAAGUUGCGGUUCAAGUUUGGAAUUCUCACAAGGAACAUCAUGAAAUGCUCAUGUGCCGUGCCAUGGAUGAAAAGCUUCCGCAAUGUCAGGCAUUCUGCCAGCAACCCGGCAGCCGGAAGCCAAAGACUCCUCUGGUUUACGUCCCGGUCCUGCGGGGGCCAGUAAUCGAGUUCACUGAGGCUCAAGCUUUCAAUCCCACUCAGGAAGAACCUCUCCCAAAGACUCAGGUCCAUCUGCCCGGGGGGUGCAGUAAGUGCAUAGCCAACUGUAUCACCACAAUCCAACUUCAUCUUGGACAGCAGAGGAUAGCCGGCGAGGCAGGUCAACCCAAAAUCUCGCCGUGUGGGUCUGUGCCUUCCCCUGCAAUCCCCUUCUACCCGGAUCUGAAUCUCCUCCAGAUUGGGACAAUCAUCGAGACCAGCCGUUGGCAACGGAGUCAGCGGCUCACCAACCCCAAUCCAAAGCGAAAGAUAAUGCAGCCUCUCCCAGCUCUCACCACCCCAAAACCCAUUUCCAUUGCCAUAGCCAUAUCCAUUGCUUGGUGGCAUAUAGGAACAGUCUCCAUCCAACCCCAACUUGCAUUUCUUGCUGCUUCUGUGCUCAUACUCAGCCGCCCAAUUCAAGUCCAUGUAAUCACCAUCCUCCCCAUUCCGAUUCAACACACUGGCUUCACUAUUAACAUCCUCAUCCUCAUCAUCAUUCACUUGAUUGAUAUCAAAAUUGGGGGCAUGAUCAUCCUCCUGCUCCCAAACGCAAUCAAUGUGGAGCCUUUGAAUCCGAUCACGAAUCGGCUCCAAAGCCCGCAAAGAAGCAGCAGCAUCCAAGUUCUUGCAGCAAGAGAUCCCAACAUCAACCAGAGUCUUCCUUAACAAGCAAGCCAUCGUCCUCAGCCCCUUCACUGUGAUUCUCUUACAUCCCUGAACCUCAAACUUGGCCAAUUUGCAGCACCCUCUAGCGAUCUCAAUCAACCCCAUAUCCGUCAAAUCAGCCGAGUUCUUGAUCGACAAAGACUCCAGCCCUGAA
Prunus avium (sweet cherry) is the source of this 4359-nucleotide messenger RNA. Its product is annotated as putative serine/threonine-protein kinase SIS8. The record is from RefSeq and is a predicted model, not a curated record. Gene Ontology annotation, biological process: signal transduction; protein phosphorylation. Gene Ontology annotation, cellular component: cytoplasm. NCBI's taxonomy places the organism in Eukaryota, Viridiplantae, Streptophyta, Magnoliopsida, Rosales, Rosaceae. Gene Ontology annotation, molecular function: protein kinase activity; ATP binding.